This is a messenger RNA of Vitrella brassicaformis, 1704 nucleotides long. NCBI's taxonomy places the organism in Eukaryota, Vitrellaceae. The record is from the annotation of a GenBank genome assembly.
AAUCAAUUGAGUCAUGUCAGGCAGACAGGCAGCCAGGAUCACAGAUAUCGUCCGCACCCUCUCUCUCAACCACAGCCAGUCUCAUGCCAAUCUAUCUAAUGGGCUGCCUGCGUGGCUGGCUUGUAGGCAUGGUCAGUCUAUGCCUUGCUGUUUGCCGCCCCCUCGCGUGUGCCGUGCCUGUGUGUGCCUGCAGUGGAUGGAUUGUCGUCAGCUACCUAAGGAGGGAGAGAGGGAGGCCGUCUGCUCCUCUCUCUCUCAACGCUCGGAAGGCAGCUUAAAGUCUGAUGGAUGGAUAAACACACAGAAAUCACUGUGAGUGGCUGUGAACGUACGUGAAAGACACGUGAAAGACACACACGUACCUUUGUCCCCGGGAAAAGAGACGGUGAAUAUCUGGUUGAGCAUCGACCCUUUCUCGGCGGGCGGAGAGUACCUUACCCCCAGGCCCUUCACCUUAAGAUCCACCAUACACGGUGGUUUUCUACACAGGUCUUUGACGGUGAUUUUCUAUACACACACACACACACACACGCGAAGAGAGAGAGAGAGAGUGUACAUCACUCACUCGACACUUGCUCGCCACACAUCACUUUCAAUAUUUAUUUAUGAUGUUCUGUAGGUGCGUGUUGUGAUUGGAGACUUACUGGGUUGGCAGUCAUGCAGAAGUGUCCGUCGCCCUCGGCAAGUGUGUGCAGGAGUUCCUUCGCGCAGACCGACUUGGCGUCAUCCUCGCUCUUGCAAGUGCCCUGCACACACACAGACACACACACACACACACAUAAACGUAUAAAUGCCCAUUUUCAUCCAUUUAUCCAUACACUCACUCACCUUGCCGAUGGCUUUCGUCGGCCAUUUGUCAUUGUCGGUGUCGACAUAUGCCUUGUUGACCACGCACACCUUCCCCUUGCCGCAGGCGCUCAUAUACCCGUGAUACCCCUGGCCGCUCAUGCUCCAGUAGCGGUAGAUGUCAAAGAUAAUCGUAAAAUCCAGGCCCCAGGGUGCCAGUUGCUCCUCUGUCUUCUCUAUGGGCUCUUCGGGCUUGAAGACUACCUCGCACCCGAAAAGAGCAUCUUGGAAGAUGGGAAACACCCACCAUGGAUGUCGCCGUACUGUACAGUAAGUACAGUGCCACCUUCUACGUGUGUGCAUACCCGUGUUGGCCAGCCCCUGCAUGGUCGUGGCCAUGUGCUCGAUGGCCGUCACGGCAUGGCCACUCGCCGUGAGGGCCUUGCCGCUCGCCGUGUGUGCGGCCUGGGCGAUGCGCUUGGCCUCGCCGAGUGCCGCCUGCAGAUGGGCAGCCGACGAAGUCCCGCCUGCAGCCAUCACACACACACGUCCAUCACAUCCAUCUUUCCAUGGCUCUUUUGGGAAGAUCUGACCCACCAUGUUUCUCGAUGAAGGCGCUUUUCUCCUCAGAGAGCGGGCAUGAGGCAUCCCGCCCUGCCUCGCCCACACAACAACAGCACGUCCAUUCGCACCAAAGAUCAGGAAUGCACCAGAUCAACGCGUGUAUGUAUCGGCGUAAAGGGCUUUCCUGCGCCUACCGAUGCAUCCGCCCGGCUGUGGUUGGUCACUGGCCGUCUGGACGGUCCCGCAAAGGCCCAUCAAAAGCGCCAAAAUCACGGCCAUCGACACCAUGGUGCUUGUGGGUGCUGGGGUGGGCGGCAAAAUAAGAGCGCAGGAAACGCGAGGACUGGACGAGAC